This is a messenger RNA of Brachypodium distachyon (stiff brome), 1590 nucleotides long. RefSeq names its product CMP-sialic acid transporter 3. Gene Ontology annotation, biological process: pyrimidine nucleotide-sugar transmembrane transport. Gene Ontology annotation, molecular function: pyrimidine nucleotide-sugar transmembrane transporter activity. The transcript is spliced from 15 exons. The coding region runs from base 213 to 1412 and encodes 399 amino acids. Lineage: Eukaryota; Viridiplantae; Streptophyta; Magnoliopsida; Poales; Poaceae. The record is from RefSeq and is a predicted model, not a curated record. Gene Ontology annotation, cellular component: Golgi membrane.
CCACGGAAUUUUUAUAUUUACGUUUUCCACUGCUCGCCUCUCCUCUCCGCUCCUCAUUGCCCCUCUUCCGUCGCCCGCUCGCGCCUCCGAGAAGCUUCGCAUCGCGAUCGCUUCCGCCUCCACGAGCUCCCAUGGUGGAUGCGCCCACCGACGGCUAGGGUUCCAACUCCCCCCCCUGGUUUUGGCGAGCCUCUUGCGGCGGAGGCGGGGAGAUGAACGGGGAGGUGGAAUGCAGCGUGUGCCACGCGAAGGUAGCGGUGCCGGCGGCGGUGUCGAAGGCGUACGACAGCCACCGGAGCACCGUGUCGUCGCGGCAGCGCGCGCUCAACGUCCUCCUCGUCUCCGGUGACUGCAUCCUCGCCGGCCUCCAGCCUAUAUUAGUGUACAUGUGUAAAGUGGAUGGGAAAUUCAAAUUCAGCCCAGUCAGUGUGAACUUCUUGACAGAGAUCACAAAAGUUAUCUUUGCCAUCAUCAUGCUGUUCAUCCAGGCUAGGCGUCUAAAGGUGGGAGAGAAGCCACUUCUUACAGUUUCAACAUUUGUGCAGGCUGCUCGCAACAAUGUUCUUCUUGCUGUUCCUGCUUUUCUCUAUGCUAUCAACAAUUAUUUGAAGUUUACAAUGCAGCUAUAUUUCAAUCCCGCUACAGUGAAAAUGCUGGGUAAUCUCAAGGUUCUGAUAAUCGCUGUACUCCUAAAGGUGAUAUUGAGAAGGCGUUUUUCCACAAUUCAGUGGGAAGCCCUUGCUCUCUUGUUAAUCGGUAUAUCCGUUAAUCAGCUAAAGUCACUGCCUGAAGGUUCCACUGCACUUGGUCUUCCCGUUGCAGCUGGAGCCUACAUGUAUACACUAUUUUUUAUAACAGUUCCUGCAUUGGCUUCAGUUUACAAUGAAAAGGCCCUGAAAAGCCAGUUCGAUACCAGUAUAUAUCUUCAGAACUUAUUUCUGUAUGGAUAUGGUGCAAUAUUUAAUUUCCUUGGGCUUGUGAUCACUGCCAUCAUCCAAGGGCCUAGUAGCUUUCACAUUCUGGAAGGACAUUCAAAGGCAACGAUGUUCCUUAUUUGCAACAAUGCUGCACAGGGAAUACUUUCGUCAUUUUUCUUCAAAUAUGCAGAUACAAUUUUGAAGAAGUACUCAUCAACAAUCGCCACAAUCUUUACUGGGGUAGCGUCUGCUGUACUGUUUGGCCAUACUCUGACUAUAAAUUUUGUUCUUGGAAUAUCAAUAGUAAUUAUAUCUAUGCACCAGUAUCUAUCUAACCAAAUUAAGGACCAAGUGCCUAGCAGUAAAGUUGAGAUGGCUGAUGCUGAGGAUCACAGCGGAUUAAAGGAAUCUGUAUACGUCAAAGUCGAUUCAGUGGCAGGCGAGGCUAAACACCGACAUGGAUCUGAAGAGAGACAGCCACUUCUUCCCGUCUGAUGUUGUCUAAGAGGUUUUCGUCUUGUUGUCUAGAGUGCCAGAAGUGUGCACCUGAGCAUGGGAAGAUUUAUAUAGCCUUUUGACCUAAUGUUCCCCAAGCCACGCUAUGGCGAUGAUGUUUAGAGGACUAUGGCACGAUGGCGAGCUUGCUGAAACACUUUGGGGGGGGGGGGGGGGG